Molecule: messenger RNA, 821 nt
Organism: Lolium rigidum
Lineage: Eukaryota; Viridiplantae; Streptophyta; Magnoliopsida; Poales; Poaceae
Exons: 5
Coding region: 204-653 (149 amino acids)
Source: RefSeq, a predicted model, not a curated record
GCAUCUUUGUGGUCAUUGCCAGGUCGUCCAACACUUUCAAUUGGAGGACAUAUGCUUGUGGCAGCGGUGGAACAACCAUCAUUGGAGAUUGGGGGUGCCAGCCCGAUGAGUGUAAUCAUGGUGGUCGUCGAGAUACCAAUAUACCAUCACGCGGGAGCGGGUGCACUCAUCCAGUGCUAGAUCAUGUGUGUUCCUGCCGUUGCAUGACGAGGAGGGUUUCUAGAUAUGGCCCUCGGCAACCUCCAUGCCCCCUUCACCAGCUCACUAUUCCUCAAUGUAUUCUUCCCCUCCCAUGCCUGGCUGUGGUUUGUCUCCAACUAUUCUUCGCCAGCCUCUUCUUCGGUGUAAAAUCAUAUGCCCAACGUGUGGAGCUCGAAUGUUCCAAGCCCAAACAAACAAAAGGGAAUGAGAGAAAUGAUCAGACCGAUAGAGGAAAGAAAGGUGUCCCAGAAGGCUUGGCAGUGUUGUUUUGUUUGGAAGCUAUGUUGCAGAAGCUGCAACUUCCAAGCCCCAAGUACGAAUGUUGUCCUGUCUAUCUCUCAAUGUCUGGCAGAAAGUUCAAGAGCUAUGAAAUGACCAAGAUUCUGCAUGCGAAAAAGCUAUCACAUACGUUCAGCAGCGUGUCAACUUUUGGUGGUGCAAGUACCUAUUAGGGCUACGUUUCCAUUGCGCCCUGCCCUCUGAGGGCCAUGCUGCAACAUAGCAACUUAUGUAGAUGUUGCUUUUCCUUUUCUUUUCAUACUUUUGUCACUCUUUAACUGUUAUUUACUACAAUAUAUUGCCCUUUAGCCUGUUUGUAUGUAAGUGUUUGUUGCUCCGUU